GAAAUAUCACUGUUGCUUUCGUAUAACUGAAGCGGACAUACCUGAGUGGCCGCGAUCUAAUCCUGUUUACAUAAAGUAAGCCUGCUCCCAAGCAGGUUUACGCUUACGGAUCUGUUGCUAUGACAGCAAGUCCCGGAUGAGCUUCGGAGAACCGAAUGAUCCAAGAUCACGCGAAAUCGUCAACAAUCAAAUCCGGCUAACUUACUUAGCGAGGUACGAAGAACGGGCCCUAGGUGUUUUUUUUAAAGUAAAUAAAUACAACUAACGCGUCAGUAGGUGGCGGUAAAACUCUUAUCAGUUCCGCAAACCGCCAAAAAAGUGAAGAGAAGAAGAAGAAGCAACGGAAGAAGCAUGGCUGCAGAUAUGAGAUUACCGACUAUUAGAAAAACCGUGUCGCUAUCAGCGUCUGCUUUUGACCGAAAAGAUCUGGUCGUACCGGGGGAUGUUAUUACUUCAGACACUGGGUUCAUGAGGGGUCAUGGCACCUACGUUGAUGACGACAAGUUGACAGCUUCAGUCGCAGGAGAGGUGCAGAGGGUGGACAAACUCAUCUGUGUCAGGCCACUUAAGACCAGGUUUAAUGGUGAGGUUGGAGAUGUUGUGGUUGGCAGAAUUACAGAGGUGCAGCAGAAAAGAUGGAAGGUGGAGACAAACUCCCGACUGGACUCUGUCCUCUUGCUGUCUUCUGUAAACCUGCCAGGAGGAGAGCUGAGGAGAAGAUCAGCAGAAGAUGAGCUGACCAUGAGAGAAUAUCUUCAGGAGGGAGAUCUCAUCAGUGCAGAGGUGCAGUCUGUCUUCUUGGAUGGAGCUCUGUCACUUCACACCCGUAGUUUAAAGUAUGGAAAAUUGGGUCAAGGAGUGCUGGUCCAGCUUUCCCCUUCUCUGAUCAAGAGGCAGAAAACGCAUUUCCACAACCUGCCGUGUGGCGCAUCCAUUAUCCUGGGGAAUAAUGGCUUUGUGUGGUUGUAUCCUACACCGGGCCAACAGGAGGAGGAAGCUGGGGGUUUCUACACCAGCCUUGAGCCUGUCAGCCUGUCGGAUCGAGAGGUCAUUUCACGGUUGAGAAACUGCCUGCUGGCUUUGGCUGCGCACAAAGUCCUCCUGUAUGACACCAGUGUUCUCUACUGCUACGAAUCAUCACUUCAGCACCAGGUGAAGGACAUCUUAAAACCAGAGGUGAUGGAGGAGAUUGUAAUGUUGACGCAACAGAAGCUCUUGGAACAGGAGGGUUAAAGAGCCCAAAGCCUUGUCACAAGUCAAAAUCACAUCAGGCCAGCUGUGGACCCGACCACUGAUCUGAAAGCUGAAUUAGCUUUAUUUUCUUAGAGAUAUAAUGAAAUUGUCAAAGUCCAACGUGUUUUAUUAAAGGAAACCAGUAUUAUUGUUGUUGUUUUUUUUUAAUAGCAAACACAAGUGAAGUGUAACUCGUUCAAUGUGUGCAGCAUUUCAGCUAUUCUAAAGUUUUACAAAAUAAUAGUCAAUCUUUUUUUUUCAUGUGAGAUAUAUAUAUAUAU
Molecule: messenger RNA, 1514 nt
Organism: Pelmatolapia mariae (spotted tilapia)
Lineage: Eukaryota; Metazoa; Chordata; Actinopteri; Cichliformes; Cichlidae
Gene: exosc2
Product: exosome component 2
Exons: 9
Coding region: 352-1233 (293 amino acids)
Biological process (GO): exonucleolytic trimming to generate mature 3'-end of 5.8S rRNA from tricistronic rRNA transcript (SSU-rRNA, 5.8S rRNA, LSU-rRNA); nuclear polyadenylation-dependent rRNA catabolic process; TRAMP-dependent tRNA surveillance pathway
Cellular component (GO): cytoplasmic exosome (RNase complex); nuclear exosome (RNase complex)
Molecular function (GO): RNA binding
Source: RefSeq, a predicted model, not a curated record